AUGCGAGGUCGCCGAAAGAAGGAAGGCACACAUUACUAUCCUGCUCAUACCAAGCCCAAAGGAGAUUACGAUUCUCGUGUACCUGUAUGCAACCACCCCGACGUGUCGCUCCGAUGGUUCUCUCCCACAUCAUCUAAAGACUACGACACCCUCCUCAAUGGCCUCGAUCCCAAGCGCGUUCUCGGCAUACCUGGAUGCUUCACCGCAGAUCUGAUGCACCUUGCUGCUCUCAAUCUUCCCGACCUUCUCAUCUCUCUUUGGCGGGGCACCAUUGGCUGCGACGAGACAGACAGCAAGCGUGACUGGCCUUGGCUCGUUCUCGUCGAGGAAGCAUGGAAGCGUCACGGUCAACUUGUCGGUGCUGCGACUCCAUACUUUCCUGGUUCCUUUGGUAGUCCUCCCUGCAACAUAGCCGAGAAACUCACGAGUGGAUACAAGGCGUGA
Molecule: messenger RNA, 444 nt
Organism: Stereum hirsutum FP-91666 SS1
Lineage: Eukaryota; Fungi; Basidiomycota; Agaricomycetes; Russulales; Stereaceae
Exons: 2
Coding region: 1-444 (147 amino acids)
Source: RefSeq, a predicted model, not a curated record